GAGGACAGACUCUCUGCCCUCACAAAGCCACAAAGCGCAUCUCUGUUGGAUUAAAGGGAGAACUGGAGAGAGGGAUUUCAGUCACCGAGGAACAGAAACCUGCCGCCCAUUCACAGCAGAAAUGGCAAAGAUCUUCAAGAAAUCCAGUGGCAAUGGCUCGAUCUCCCUCUACCUGGGGAAGAGAGACUUUGUGGAUCACGUGGACAGUGUGGACAUUGUUGAUGGUGUGCUGAAGGUGGACCCCUCAGAACUGGAGGGCAGGAAAGUGUGGGUGCAGAUGCUCUGUGCCUUUCGUUAUGGCCAAGAGGACCUGGAUGUGAUCGGACUGUCCUUCAGGAAAGAUAUCUGGAUUCAGCACAUACAGAUUUACCCGUCUGAAGGAAGUAAGCCAGCCAACACCCCCAUGCAGGAUGCCUUGAUGAAGAAAAUUGGGGACCAGGGCCAUCCCUUCACCUUCACAAUUCCUAACAACCUGCCAUGCUCUGUCACUCUACAACCAGGACCUGAUGACAAGGGCAAAUCUUGUGGUGUUGACUUUGAAGUGAAAGCGUACAUCGCCAAGGAAGCAGACAACCCGGAUGAGAAAGUAGAAAAGAAGGACACCUGCCGUUUGAUCAUUCGAAAGAUCCAGUUUGCUCCCGACCAAACAGGUGUGGGGCCCAAGGCCGCAAUCAGCAGGCAGUUCAUGAUGUCAGACAAGCUGGUCCAUCUAGAAGCUUCUCUGGGGAAGGAGGUGUAUUACCAUGGUGAUCCAAUCACAGUCAAAGUAAAAAUCAACAAUGAAACCAACAAAGUUGUGAAGAAAAUUAAAAUAACGAUUGACCAGACUGCAGAUGUGGUGCUCUACUCAGCUGAUAAAUACACAAAGUGUGUGCUGAAUGAGGAGUUUGGGGAUAGCGUCAAUGGCAAUUCAACAUUUGAGAAAGAGUACCAAAUUACUCCCUUGUUGGCAAACAACAAAGAGAAGCAUGGACUGGCCCUGGACGGAAGGCUGAAGGAUGAGGACACCAACCUGGCAUCCACCACAAUGCUGAGGCCUGGUCUGAAUAAAGAGGUUCUUGGAAUCCUGGUCUCCUACAAAGUGAAGGUCAACCUUAUGGUUUCCAGAGGAGGCAUCCUGGGAGACCUGACAGCCAGUGAUGUUUGUGUGGAACUCCCCUUGAUCUUGAUGUCUCCGAAACCUGCAGGUAAGGUAGACAUAAAUCUUGAGUAGAUUCCCCUGGAAAGAUGACGUAUAAUGAAAGACAGCGAGGAGGACAGACUGACUCAGCCCAUCAGAUACGUUGUGAUCAGAACACCAAAUGGGGCGGCUAUUGUUCCUCCUUGCAAUGCAAUUACCUAGCCCCUCCCUCUUUUGAAUUUUCCAUCAAGAAAGUGCUCAGAGGUGCUGGGAGACCUCAGUACAGUCUGAAAACCAUUCACUGUCUACCCAACACUGCUGCAUUUUUGUCCCCUGCACAAGUGUUUCCAUUUAGGGUUUAUUUAACGUAAAAUGCAUUUAUACCGAAGAUAGUCAGUAGCACAUCCAUGCAAUAGUCUUCUAAUAUUCCACAAUGUCAGGAUAUAGAUGUAAAAUUUUUACUGAAUAAGAAAAUAUGGGGAUAAAUUAUUCAUGGGGAUAAGUAAUUCAUAAGUUAUUCUGAUUGUACAAAGCAAAGCUGUAGAUGUGCUGAUUUUGAGUACAAAUAAUAUACUUUAGUAUUUAGUAUUGUGUUACUUUUGGGAAAUGCGUAACCUGUGUCAUUUUUGUAUUCUGUUUCAACAAAUCUAACAUGUACAACC
Anguilla rostrata (American eel) is the source of this 1782-nucleotide messenger RNA. It is a transcript of the gene arr3b, whose product is annotated as arrestin 3b, retinal (X-arrestin). NCBI's taxonomy places the organism in Eukaryota, Metazoa, Chordata, Actinopteri, Anguilliformes, Anguillidae. Gene Ontology annotation, molecular function: G protein-coupled receptor binding. The transcript is spliced from 16 exons. Gene Ontology annotation, biological process: G protein-coupled receptor internalization; signal transduction; visual perception. The record is from RefSeq and is a predicted model, not a curated record. Bases 122 to 1213 code for a protein of 363 amino acids.